AAUUCAGCUGAUCAGCACUUGGCUACGGUAGGCUGUGGUGUCAAGUAAGCAGCAGGAGUGGGUGCCUUCACACUGCCAAUUAUUUAUAUGUUCUUAAUCCCGGUGGAGAUAGGAAUGUACAUCUGAAGCAAAGGAGACAACAGACAUGAAGAGGGACGUUCAAUUUGAUUCUGUGCUGAGGAGAAGAUUAAACAGCCGUACAUAGCAGAAAGCUGAUCAAAGCCACUUCCUAAGGAUGUCUUUUCCACCACGAUGUCCACAAGACAAGUUUCUUCGUUCAUUUUAAAUUAUUUCAGCCUAUCAAUGAACCACAGUGAGAGAUAAUUUAACUCUCGGAGUUCUACAAAAAGCAUUUAAGUAAGACUCUCCAUUUUGGAUACCAAAUAUUUCCAUUGUAUGCAAAUAAAUCUUCAAAAACAAUUUGGAUUUUAAAGCCUUGGGAUCUACAACUCAUUGAGUGUAAUACGACCCGUCCAUAUUAAACAAGCAGAUCUGUAACUGAUAUUCAUCAAUUUCUUGGACCCCAGAGAAUACACAGAAAGAAUCAGAGAUGUCUACCAAGGAGCCCAUUUACCUGAAACGGGGAAGCCGCAAAGGUAAAAAGGGAAAGCUUCGGGACAUUCUGUCCUCUGACAUGAUCAGCCCACCUCUGGGUGACUUUCGGCACACCAUACAUAUCGGCAGUAGUGGAGGUGAGAAUGACAUCUUUGGAGAUAUGUCCUUCCUUCAAGGCAAAUUUCAUCUUCUUCCUGGCAAACAGGGUCACAGCUUAUCUCAGAAGUCCAGCCUGCAUACAGCACCAUUUGAAUUCACACGUACAGCCAGUGUUUGUGGCCAUCAACAACAGUCCCAACUAGAGAGCACAUCACCUCUCUUGAAAAAUGCUAUAUCUUUGCCUGUGUUUGAAGUUCAGUCUCAGACUCUGCCAUCUACCCAAGCACAAAUGCAGGCCCCCCCUCCUAAACCUCCCAGACUUCACCUGGGAAGCAGAAGUGACACUCCAGGUGAUAAAAGUGCCAAAUCUGAGCCAAACCAGCCAAUCUCUUCUCAAAGUAACAACAAUGUCGACCUUUCCACUAAAAUCCCAAGAGUAGCAGAAUCUGGUCAGACAUCCUUUUCCCCUGAAGGUGAACAAAUUGUAGUGGAGUCCCAAAAUGACCACAGAGAAGAGCACUCCUUAGAUGAGCCCUACCUGUCGCAUGCAGGCUCCCUCUUGUCACUGCACCUGGACUUAGGACCAUCAAUUCUGGACGAUGUCCUUCAGAUCAUGGACAAGCAUCAAAUGGGCAGGAUAAAUGGAGCACGUCUUCCAGAGAUAUUCACCUAAAGUUUGUGAAUGCCUGAAAGCAGAACUUAAAGAGAAAGCAAGGAAGCGUUGUUUUCCUUCCCUCUUGACUGUUUUUUUUUUUUUUUUUUUUCCAAAUUCCGGCACUAUUUUUAAAUGGAAACUAACAUUAACUGGAUUAUCUAAAAUGUUCCACUGGAGGAUUAAAAAAAUAAAACAGGGUAUGGCCCAAUUUUGCAUUUAGGAUAUGUCUGAGGGUCACGUUGUGCUAAUGUACUCUGAAAGCAUGGAGUACCUUUUCUGACUGUGUGGCUUUGUUGGUCUUGGUGAAAUUGCUUUUGUAAAGUAUUUCAUGAAGCAGGGUUAUAAACCUAUUUCUUGUGAGCUGGAAACUGUGAUCUGAUAUUGAAAACCUGCUCUUGAAUAGCUGCUGAGUAUUUCACAACCUAAAGAGAAAAGGUUAGCAAUAAACCGAAAGGCACCACUUGGCACAGGAUGUUUUGGAUGACAGUAACCUCCUGUGUAACACUGCAGUCAACCAGUUCACUCAAGGACUGGCUCUCCGUCAUAAAAGGCCUGACCUGGAUCUACUCUGUUUGUUUGUCAGUACUGUAGAUUCAUACGGAAAAGAACAUUUUGGAGAUGAGGUUAAAUCUAAAACCACCUCCUCUUCAAACUCACUUAAGCACAGAAACAGUCAAACACAAAUGAUCUGAUCUAGCACCUUCCAGUGGCCAAUACCAGUAGUGCAGAGCUAAGUGGUACGCAGUGAGGCAGUGGUGGUGUUGUGCUUUACAGUCCAGCAGCUAAGCCACCAGAUGAUGGGGUCCGCUUCGGUUUGAUUUAUAUAGCAUUUGUCCUGUCUGUCUCAGCAUAGAUAACUUUCAGAGGCACACACUGACACCGUCGGAGCCCUUGGCUUAGGUGUUCACUGUUAUUUCUCGUUGUGCUUAUUCUGGUGACAAGGGUUCAACAGAAACUCAAACUUGAUAUUAAACAUUGUGUGCAUGUGCUUAUGUAUCAGUCUUCAACCACACUGACCUUUUUGUUUUAUUAUUUUUUAUAAAGUCAGUUAUUCUGGGACUUGGUGGAAAUGUGGCAUGCACUGGUAAUGCAUAUCAAGUCUGAAUUGUCCAGUGUGAUGCCCUGCCAUGGUUAGUAGAUUAUGUCAUCCCUCUCAUGAGAAGUACAAUCAGAAUGUAACUGCGAUUCUCACCUGCUGUUUGUAUUGAACAAAUCAAAACUGCCACAGAAGACCGGGUUGAUGGGUAAUUGCAAAAGCACACUGAAUAAUGCUGAAGUCUAACAAGAAAUUUCAACUGUUUAUUUUGUAACAUGACAUGAUGUUUUUAAAACAGGAAUAAAUUUCCAAGUCAGUAAAUUAUUAUUUAAA
Messenger RNA from Erpetoichthys calabaricus (reedfish), 2678 nucleotides. It is a transcript of the gene cdc42ep2, whose product is annotated as CDC42 effector protein (Rho GTPase binding) 2. The coding region runs from base 551 to 1327 and encodes 258 amino acids. Lineage: Eukaryota; Metazoa; Chordata; Cladistia; Polypteriformes; Polypteridae. The record is from RefSeq and is a predicted model, not a curated record. The transcript is spliced from 2 exons.